Messenger RNA from Homalodisca vitripennis (glassy-winged sharpshooter), 718 nucleotides. RefSeq names its product deoxyuridine 5'-triphosphate nucleotidohydrolase-like. Gene Ontology annotation, biological process: dUTP catabolic process; dUMP biosynthetic process. Lineage: Eukaryota; Metazoa; Arthropoda; Insecta; Hemiptera; Cicadellidae. The transcript is spliced from 2 exons. Gene Ontology annotation, molecular function: magnesium ion binding; dUTP diphosphatase activity. The record is from RefSeq and is a predicted model, not a curated record. Bases 50 to 487 code for a protein of 145 amino acids.
AAAUUUCUUUUGUAUUGAUUAUUAACGAUUUUAAUUUUGUGUUUUAGAAAUGGAUUCUGAAACAGUCGUUGACUUGACACAAUCCGAAGAGCAUUCUUCAAUACUACGUAAGCUUCUAAGUACUCCUCCACCUCCACCACUUAAACAGCAACAGCAACAGCAACAGCAACAGAAACAGCAACAGAAACAGCAACAGCAACAGCAACAGCAGCUGACACAACAACCGUCUACUUCUUCAUCUUUCGCUAGUAACACUCUAAAAUUUAUUCGACUGUCGGAAAAUGGAUUUCCACCCGAACGUUGUUCACCAUUAGCUGCGGGCUUUGAUUUAAGAAGUGGAGAAAAUGUAGUUAUAAAAAAAUGGGAUCGUAAAUUAGUAAAAACAAAUAUUGCGAUAGUAUUACCAGACGAGUGUUAUGGUCGAAUAGCGCCGAGAUCAGGUCUAUCUUUAAAAAAACGGUAUACAUGUAGGUGCUGGAGUUAUUGAUCCAGAUUAUAGAGGAAACGUAGGAAUAGUGCUGUUCAAUUUAUCAAACGAUAAUUUCAGUGUAGAAAUUGGUGAUAGAAUAGCUCAAUUAAUUUGCGAGCGAAUAGUUUGGCCUGAUAUUGAGGAGGUUACUAAAAACAGUGUGUUAGAAAAAACUAGUAGAGAUGAAAAUGGUUUUGGAUCAACAGGAUUAAAAUAAUUAUUUUUAUUUUUUUUUCAGAUCAUAAAUAA